AUGGCUCGUUCCAGUUCUAUCGUGGCUCCUUUGCUGGUGCUGGCUUCAGUUGCCCUGGCCGUCUUCAGCUUCGGUCCUGAUGCCUUUGUGGCAGCACCUCAGGCCGUUGAGACCCGUGCGUUGCAGCACCAAGCCGCCAGCGCCAUGAUGGGCGCCACUUUUGCUGCAGCCGCCUCGCCGUUGCCAGCCCUGGCAGCGCGCGUGGAAGAGGAGGACGAGGGCUUCGACCUGCGCAUUCUCGCAGUCCUGGCUCUGCCUUUAUUCGCCGUCAGCUGGGCCUUGUUCAACGUGUGGCGAGUGGCCUUCCGCCAGGUCUUCAGCUUCUGUCCUGAUGCCUUUGUGGCAGCACCUCAGGCGGUUGAGACCCGUGCGUUGCAGCCGCUUGGCUGUCAUGGGGAGAUCAUGGUGGGUGGAAGUAGGCACCAAGCCGCCAGCGCCAUGAUGGGCGCCACUUUUGCUGCAGCCGCCUCGCCGUUGCCAGCCCUGGCAGCGCGCGUGGAAGAGGAGGACGAGGGCUUCGACCUGCGCAUUCUGGCAGUCCUGGCUCUGCCUCUGUUCGCCGUCAGCUGGGCCUUGUUCAACGUGUGGCGUGUGGCCUUCCGCCAGGUCUUCAGCUUCGGUCCUGAUGCCUUUGUGGCAGCACCUCAGGCCGUUGAGACCCGUGCGUUGCAGCCGCUUGGCUGUCAUGGGGAGAUCAUGGUGGGUGCAAUUAGGCACCAAGCCGCCAGCGCCAUGAUGGGCGCCACUUUUGCUGCAGCCGCCUCGCCGUUGCCAGCCCUGGCAGCGCGCGUGGAAGAGGAGGACGAGGGCUUCGACCUGCGCAUUCUGGCAGUCCUGGCUCUGCCUUUGUUCGCCGUCAGCUGGGCCUUGUUCAACGUGUGGCGUGUGGCCUUCCGCCAGGCUGGAUGCCUGAGGAUUCGGACAAAGAAAACAUGA
Molecule: messenger RNA, 936 nt
Organism: Cladocopium goreaui
Lineage: Eukaryota; Dinophyceae; Suessiales; Symbiodiniaceae
Source: the annotation of a GenBank genome assembly